Molecule: messenger RNA, 2329 nt
Organism: Tarenaya hassleriana
Lineage: Eukaryota; Viridiplantae; Streptophyta; Magnoliopsida; Brassicales; Cleomaceae
Product: protein ETHYLENE INSENSITIVE 3-like
Exons: 2
Coding region: 281-2110 (609 amino acids)
Cellular component (GO): nucleus
Molecular function (GO): DNA-binding transcription factor activity; DNA binding
Source: RefSeq, a predicted model, not a curated record
UCUCUCUCUCUCUCUCUAUGUGAACCCCAAAAGCCAAAACCCAUUAUCAAAAGUCGCUUUCUCUUCACAUGUGACUUUAGAUCGACUUUUCUUCUUCUCUGAAGAAUUAGGGUUUCCUUUCCUCUUGUUUUUUUUUCCUCAAUAAGAUUCCUCGCAGACAGGAGAGAGUCAGGGAGGCGGAGACUCCUUUUCGGGGCUCUCUUUUUUUUUUCAACUCUUUUUACUUGUUUUUCCAGAAAGUCAAUCGAUCUACGGGGGUCUGAAGAGAAGUGUCUGAAAGAUGAUGAUGUUCAACGAGAUGGGUAUGUGUGGUGGCAUGGACUUCUCCUCCGCAUCUUUUGGAGAAAUGGAUAUUUGUCCUCCACCACAAGCCGAGCCCGAGUCAGUUGUGGAGGAUGAUUAUACCGACGAAGAAAUCGAUGUCGAUGAGCUCGAGAGGAGGGUGUGGAGGGACAAAUUGCGUCUGAAGCGUCUCAAGGAACAGAGCAAGGGUAAGGAAGGAGUCGAUCCUGCUAAGCAGAGGCAGUCACAGGAGCAAGCGAGGAGGAAGAAGAUGUCGAGGGCCCAAGAUGGGAUCCUGAAGUAUAUGCUGAAGAUGAUGGAAGUGUGUAAAGCUCAAGGUUUUGUCUACGGGAUCAUCCCCGAGAAGGGAAAGCCUGUGACGGGCGCCUCCGAUAAUCUCCGAGAAUGGUGGAAGGAUAAGGUGAGGUUUGAUAGGAAUGGCCCUGCUGCCAUAGCCAAGUACCAAGCUGAUAAUAAUAUCCCUGGGAGCAACGAGGGCAACAACCCACUUGGGCCGACACCAUAUACGUUGCAAGAACUUCAGGAUACAACUCUUGGAUCGCUGUUAUCUGCUCUGAUGCAACACUGUGAUCCUCCACAGAGGCGGUUUCCGCUGGAGAAGGGAGUUCCUCCACCAUGGUGGCCAACUGGGAUGGAAGAGUGGUGGCCUCAACUCGGCUUGCUAAGAGAUCAAGGCCCUCCACCAUACAAGAAACCUCAUGAUUUGAAGAAGGCAUGGAAAGUCGGUGUCUUGACUGCAGUUAUCAAGCAUAUGUCGCCCGACAUUGCUAAGAUCCGUAAGCUUGUGAGGCAAUCCAAAUGCUUGCAGGAUAAGAUGACGGCGAAAGAGAGUGCCACUUGGCUUGCCAUCGUGAACCAAGAAGAGGCCCUUGCACGAGAACUUUAUCCCGAGUCCUCUCUUCCUCUAUCCUCGUCUGGAGGAAGCGGUUCACUUCUCAUUAAUGACUGCAGCGAGUAUGACGUAGAAGGUGUCGACAAGGAGCCCAUUUAUGAUGUGGAAGAUCACAACCCGGAUAAAGUGAUCAAUCCUCCAAACUUUGGAAUGCUUAAUAUGCAUAUUGGCCAACCACAUUUCCCGGUCAAGGAAGAAAUGGCUGGAGAAAACUUAGACUUCAUGAGAAAGAGGAAACCGAGCAGUGAUCUGAACUCGAUGCUGGACAGGAGAAUCUUCAUCUGUGAGAACCUUCAGUGUCCUCACAGCCAGAACAACCUGGCUUUCCAAGACAGGACUUCCAGGGACAACCACCAACUGGUGUGUCCAUACCGAGGGAGUUCCAUAGCAUAUGGAGCAUCCAAGUUUCAUGUCGGUGAAGCAAAGCCGGUUGUUGCAACGCAACCCUUUACUCAGCCGAGGCCAGCAGUCCCCGCCGUUAAUUCAGUUCGACCCUAUGACCUUUCAGGCUUUGGAGUUCCGGAAGACGGGCAGAAGAUGAUCAGCGAGCUCAUGUCCAUGUAUGACAGAAACGUCCAGAGCAGCAACCAAACUGCAUCAAUGGUGGACAAUGAGAACAUAAAUUUUCAGUUAAAACCCCAGAAUCAUCAUCAACAACAACACUUCAACCACGGCGAAGGAAGGACCAUCGAAGGAAGCUUCUUUGAAGACUUGCACAUCCCCAACAAGGACAACACUAGCAAUAACAACGGGAAGAACAUGUUUUUGCAGGGGAAUAGUAACAGUGGCGGAGUUAAGUUAGUGUUUGAGUCUAUGCCAUUCGAUCUGGCUUCAUUUGAUUACCGAGAUGAUCUGCAAGCAGGAAUCGACGGUAUGCGUAAGCAGCAGCAGCAAGAAGUAUCUAUAUGGUUUUGAAGCACAUAAUGUAUGUAUAGUUUAUCUGUGUACUUCUCUCUACGAACACAUCUUCUUCUUCUGGUCUCUGUAUUUGUCUUCUUACUUUUUUUCAUGUGAUGAUGUAACAUUAUGGCUCUUGUUUGUAGUUGUCUCUGAAACAGCGUGUUACCCACAAUCUAUAGGCCCCCUUAUGUUGUUUCCCUGAUUUACUGAACUGGGAAAUUACCUUGGGAUCAA